AUGAUAAUUGUCACUUGGAAUGUUAGGGGUGCUGGCAAGGAUAAGUGUGCUUCCACCAUUAAGGAUUUAAAAAAGGCUUAUGCUAUUGAUGUUUUUGCUGUGCUUGAACCUAGAAUUAGCGGUUCCAGAGCUCUCAAUGUCGCCAAGAAUUUGGGUUUUUCCCACUACCAUAUUGUUGAUGCCAUUGGGUUUUCUGGAGGUGUUUGGCUGCUUUGGAAUGACUUUUCUGUUUCUCUUCAGGUCAUCGCUCACUCAAGUCAGUCUAUUACUGCUAUUGUUCAUUUCAGGAAUAAGUGGUGGCUCCUAACUGUGGUUUACGCUAAUCCUCAUUCUAGGAUUAGAGAAUCCUUAUGGACCUAUUUUGAUGGUCUUGCUAAAGCUUCCAAUCUGCCCUGGCUAGUUAUGGGAGAUUUUAAUGAUACCGUUUGUGCUACUGAGAAAUGUGGUGGAAACUUUGAUCCUGGGGGUUCAAGCUUUGUUAAUUGGAUUGAUCGUAAUCAACUUAUUGACCUUGGCUUCUCUGGUGCGAAGUUUACUUGGUGCAACAAACGAAAUACCGAGGGUAUUAUUUGGAAAAGGCUUGACAGGGGGCUUAGUAAUAUUUCAUGGCGUCUCCUCUUUCCUGAAGCUCACCUCUCCCACUUGACCAGAGUUAAUUCUGAUCACUGCCCCAUCAUGAUUCGGUUGGAUUCUAAUCACUCCUGCAAUAGAGAUAGUAUUCCUUUCCGGUUCCAAGCUAUGUGGCUUUCCCAUCCGGACUUUGGUGCGUUUAUCAGGGACUCUUGGAACUCGUGCACUGGUCAUGCUGUUCAGAAAACUUUCAACCUUGUCCCUCCUCUCACCUACUGGAACAAGCAGGUUUUUGGUUGUAUCUUCCAAAGGAAAAGAAUGUUAUUGGCAAGACUUGCUGGAAUCCAAAAAAAGUUAUGUAUUGCUCCAAACCCUUUUCUUAGUCAACUUGAUGCUAAGCUCUCUAGUGAGUAUAAUCUCCUUCUCGAUCAGGAAGAGUUGUUUUGGAUGCAAAAAUCCAGGAAUACUUGGCUAAAGGAAGACAAGCAUGGCAUGAAACAGAUUGUGGUGAAUUAUUUUGUUGAGCUUUUUUCUGAUUCUGGAAUAAUUGGUGACUAUAAUCUUACUCCACAGUUAUUUCCUAGCCUUGAGGAGGCAGAUUUAGAUGGCUUAAGCACUACUGUUUCUGAUGAGGAAAUCAACCAUUCCUUAUUUUCCAUUGGUGGUUUAAAAACUCCCGGGCCUGAUGGUUUUCCAGCUAUCUUUUAUCAAAGGUUUUGGGAUCUUUGUUCUAUUGACCUCAUUACCCUCAUUAGAAAUUGCUUUCAGACUGCAACUCUGCCUGAGCAUCUCAAUGAGACCCUUAUUGCUUUGAUCCCCAAAGUUGAUAUUCCUGUUUACAUGACUCAACUUAGGCCUAUUAGCUUGUGCAACACCAUCUAUAAAGUGAUCUCUAAGAUUCUGGUUGCUAGACUUCGCCCCUGCAUGGCAAACCUCAUCAGUCCCAAUCAAGUAAGUUUUGUUCCGGGGAGACAAAUUACAGAUAAUAUCAUUGUUGCCCAGGAAAUGUUACACAAAUUCAAGAAUUCUAAAGGUAAGAAAGGGUUCAUUGCCUGGAAGAUUGAUUUGUCUAAGGCCUAUGAUCGUCUUAACUGGGAUUUUAUCAAGAAUGUGCUUUGGGAAGUUGGAAUUAGGGGUAGAAUCCUUGAGCUCCUAAUGCACUGUAUCACUUCAGUCAAGUACCAGGUCAUUCUGAAUGGCGAGGUUACCUCUGCUUUCUACCCUCAUUGUGGCAUCAGGCAAGGAGAUCCUCUCUCUCCUUAUAUUUUUGUUCUCUGCAUGGAAAAGCUUUCCCAUAUCAUUCAACAGAAGAUUCAUGACAAUGUUUGGAAACCUGUUCAAAUUUGUCAGGGUGGUCCUUUUAUAUCUCACCUUUUCUUUGCUGAUGAUCUAAUCCUUUUUGGAGAAGCUUCUACCACUCAAGCGACCUUGAUGAAGCAUUGCCUUGAUGAUUUUGGUAACCUUUCUGGUCAAAAGGUUAGCUUUGAAAAGUCUACCAUUUGUGUUUCCCCAAACACUAAUGCUGAUUUGGCCAAUGCUAUUGCUACCAUCAGUGGUUCCCCCCUCACUGCUUGCCUUGGAAAAUACCUUGGUGUUCCUCUCAUCCAUUCUAGAGUCACUAAAGUGUCUGGAGGGGUGUGUUAUAUGGCUCCACAGUCCUUGCCCAAGGUAUUAGAUGGAGAAUUGGAUCUGGGGAUGAUGUUUUAUUCUGGACAGAUGUUGCAUUCCUAA
Messenger RNA from Prunus avium (sweet cherry), 2301 nucleotides. RefSeq lists its product as uncharacterized. Lineage: Eukaryota; Viridiplantae; Streptophyta; Magnoliopsida; Rosales; Rosaceae. The record is from RefSeq and is a predicted model, not a curated record. Gene Ontology annotation, molecular function: catalytic activity.